Molecule: messenger RNA, 453 nt
Organism: Candidozyma haemuli
Lineage: Eukaryota; Fungi; Ascomycota; Pichiomycetes; Serinales; Metschnikowiaceae
Gene: TRS20
Product: TRAPP subunit
Exons: 2
Coding region: 1-453 (150 amino acids)
Biological process (GO): endoplasmic reticulum to Golgi vesicle-mediated transport
Cellular component (GO): cytoplasm; nucleus; TRAPP complex
Source: RefSeq, a predicted model, not a curated record
AUGUCUUCAUAUUAUUUCACGGUGAUUGGCACCCGUGAUAACCCGCUCUAUGAGCUAGAGUUUUCUUCCUUCAAAACUUCUUCCUCGAAUACUGGCUACCCUGGCCAAUCGAACUUUUCCACCAGGAUCAAGGAACUUCUUCCAUUCAUCACCAAUGCAUCCUUAGAUCUCGUUGAAGAUGCACAAUGGUCUUCUGGGGCUUUCAAUCUUGGUAAAGUCGACUCCUUUUAUGGUGUUCGUGUCAAUGCGUUCGUCACUCAGGGAAAUAUCAAAUUCAUAUUGUGCUACGAUGCCAGCAGUACGGCUUCUGGAGGCCUAGAAUCUAUGAUGUCCUCGACGCUGAGCUCAAGCAAGCACGACGAAAAUGUCAUCAAGCAGUUUUUCACAGAGGCAUACGAUCUAUACGUUCAAACGCUACUAAAUCCAUUCUACCUGACUUUGACUACAGAUUGA